AUGAGAGGGGGCACCGAUCGUGGCAAUAAAGGGGCUGCACGAGGACGAGGAAGAGGAGGCAGCAGAGGCCGGGUAAUGGCUGGUGCCUCAGCGACUCGUGGGCGCGGCGCGGGCGCUGCUGCUAGAGGCGCGUCUCAUGCAACAACCUCAACCUCAACUUCUUCGACAAACACCAACGUCGCCAAUUCGCCAUUCUCACAGCUCACCCAACCGAACCAACUGAACCAACUGGCCCCUCCACAGAACGUUUUCGGUAAACAACAAGCCCGGAGCAAGUCCCCCAUGGCACCUGGCGCAGGCCUGAGGGGCGGUGCCGCCGCUCGGAACAACACCUUCAGCCCCGGCGCAGGUCAACACGGUUCUCGACAGUCUCCUACGGUCAAUGGCCAUGGAACUUCUGCAAAGCCCGCGUCCGCCGAUCACACCGCAAUGUCGGGCUCCUACCCAGAUCGCUACGAGCAGCUGAAACUUGACCGCGCGAAACAAAGACAACGAGCUAUUAGAGAUGGACAGAUGGCAGAUCCGAAUCAGCCCACGUCACUGAAAAAGGCCAUUCGGCCCGUGGGUACUUGCGAGAGCAUGUGCCCCGAGUUUGAGAGGGUGGAACGCAUCGUCCAGAAGAUGGUGGAUCGCAGCGAGAAGUAUCUCGAUCCGUCGACAAAUACCAUGCAGAAUAUGGAAGCUAAGAUGCUGAAGCGCUUUCGCCGUUCGGCAGCGGGCUACGAUGAGCAACUUCCUUCUGAUAUUCGUACACCCAAGGCACUCUUGCAAGCGACAAAUUAUCUGAUCCGACAUGUGGUGGGCGGAAAUGAGCCUCUGGGCAUCGUACACAAAUUUGUUUGGGACCGGACACGCUCCAUUCGCAAUGAUUUUUCGGUUCAGCAAGUCACCCACGAAGUGGACGUCAAAGUGGCUGUUAUGUGCUUGGAGAGAAUCGCUCGUUUCCACAUUCUCUCGCUACAUCUACUUUCAAGCCCCGCGAACGAGGAACAGUUUGAUCGCCAUCAGGAACGUGAACAGCUGAACAACACCAUGUUGUCCCUGAUGUACUACUACGAUGAUAACCGUGGACGCGUGCUCUUCCCUAAUGAGGAGGAGUUCCGUGCAUAUUACAUUCUGUUCUCCAUUCACGACCAACGGCCCGACCUCGAAGCCCGCGUUCAAAAGUGGCCAGCAGCACUGCUCAAUUCCCCUCGCGUCCAGGUAGCGUUGGAGUUGUAUGCAGCGGCCUGCAACACAUGGGAAUACCAAGGCACGCUAGAUGCUCGACGACCAAAUGCCAUUGCGCAGGGCUUCUACACUCGCUUCUUCCACAUCAUCGACUCGCCCAGCGUCUCGUAUCUGAUGGCCUGCGUGGCGGAAAUCUACUUCAACCAUGUUCGGCAGACGACGAUCCGUGCCAUCUGGAAGGCUUACUGCCGAGCUCCAGCAUCGCAGCAGCACAAGAACGAGGAGUGGACGGUGGAACUUUUGACCAAGGUGCUGUAUCUUGAUGACGACGAGCAGACCAUCAAGUUCUGUGAAGAGCAGGACCUCCAGUUUGCUGAGAAUGCCAAUGGCCAAAUGUAUCUCAACUGGGGUACUCGCCCUGUUGACUCUGUCGGGUUUUCACCUUCUUCCGAGCAUGCCUUCUCGGAUACCUACGUUGAGUCGAAGCGUGCUGGUCGAAACUUGGUGGCCGUUGUUCUCGGAAUGACCGUUCGAGAGGCUGCGGCCAUGGGUAUGAUCGAUGAGUCUGCAGUGCCUGAGCGCAUGGAAGAAACCCCCUCGGAAGCUCCUACUCCCAUCGAAAAUAUCUUCGUGAGUGACAAGGACAAUACGACUCCGGCCCCCACAGUGGAAAUUGUCCCUACGUCUCUGGAUAGCGAUGUUCCAAGUUCUGCUUCGCCUACGAAGGAUGUGUUCAACCCUUUCCAACAAACCACACAAACGCCUUCGCCAUUUGGGAAUCUCCCUCAAGCAGCCCAGCCUCCCACACAGGCUGCAGCCCCGCAAGCUGCGAAUCCCUUCUCUGCGAUGUUAUCCGGCGCUCAAGCCAACAAGGUGGCGGCACCGGCACCGGCAACCCCAUUCGCUGCUAAGCUUACCCCUUCGCCUUCUCCAUUCGCUUUCCCGAAGCCGGCCGAAACAACUCAGGCGGAGAGUGCCUCGACAGCUCCUUUUAUCGAUUUCUCGAAGCCUGCGGCAACCCCAGUGGCUAAAGAGGGCACACCUCCAGUGCCGUCUCCAUUCACUUUCCCCAAACCGGCUGAGACUGCUGAAAAACCUGCUGCUCCUUCAACGAGCUCCGCAUUCGCAUUUACCAAGCCAACCGAGACGGCUGAAAAAGUUGGUGCCACCGCAACGCCCUCCCCGUUUGCUUUCCCUAAGCCGACCGGGACAACCGUAAAGGACGUCACACCAACAGCCUCCCCUAACCCAUUCGCUGCCUCCUUGUCUGCUUUUGUGCCCCCGAAACCGUUGGGAUUAGCGGAGGACCCUGUUCCUUCUGCGAACUCCCCCUUCCCUACAACAGAGGCCAACACAGCUACCUCGAAAUCAUUGGAGGCGCCGACCGCCGCCCCAUCCCUGUUCAAGCCAGCCUUCCCUCAGCCGUCUACAAGCUCCGCCACUUUCCCCUCUACUACAUCACCCUUCAACUUCUCAUCAAUUACACCAGAAAUAUCUCAAUCCCAACCCCCAGCUCCUAUUUUUACGGAAACUAGUUCGGCCCAUCAAACUUCUACUGUUUUCGAGCCCGCUAAGCCAUCGCCGUUCAGUGGAUUCUCGCAGCCUUCUCUGUUCCAGCCUCCAAAGGCAUCUGCAGCCGUGGAGAAAAAGAUCGAACAUGUCAAGGAAACCUCCAUGCCUAUGUCCCAACCUGGCGAGAUCCCACCCACAGCACCAAGUGCAACUCCAAAGCUUUUUAGCCCCUCGGCCGGGCCCUCUGUCUUUUCUACAUUCCAAACCAAGAAACCUCUAUUCCCCUCUCCAAGCCCCCUCGCAAGUACUAAUGCCGUCGCCGAACCUCCUUCAAUCCAAGGAAAGGAGUCUGUGUUCCCACAAACCCAGCCAGAUCUGUUCGCCAAGCCUGCGAAGCCCAAGCAAGAUGAAGCUGUUGUGCAAAAGCUACCACCGGCUGAAAUUGCGGCGAAGAGUCCAGAACCGGUGGAGCCGGCCUUGUCUGUUUCGCAGCUCAACCAAUCGACCACCUCGCUCAGCUCAACCCAAACAUCUGUCGAGUCCGAUAAUCUUCAAUGGCGACCCCCACAGACAGAAGAGGAAGAAAUCGCCCUUUACCAGCGAAUCAUGAAGCGCGCCGAGGAAAAAGCGCAACGCAAGGAGGAGAAGCGCAAGCGAAAGCGGAUUCUAGAUGAACAAGCAUUGGCCGAUUCAUUGCGUGAGGAACGUCUGAAAGCAUCAAAGUUGUCAACACCUGAAGAGUCACUUCCACCCGCCAAGAGAUUCUCACUGGCCGAGUCAUCCAUCAAAGCUCUGCCAACGCUUCCUUGCCUAGAAAGAGCCAAGGCUCUUCUGGAGAAAAGGCCGGCUUCGGCUGAGCCGGAUACCGAGGUCACAAGGAAACGCCAACGCGAGAUCGACGAGGAUGAAAUUCUCCUCAAUUCUGCUCGCAUCGUCGCCGAGCAACUACGCACUGGGCCCAAAAUCUUCGACGAGAUGUCGCCGCAAAGCCUCGCUGAGUACAACGCGUAUCACGCAUACUGGGAAGAACGGGGCAAGCGCAGCCGCUCAUACAGCAACAGCAUCAGCCCUGCCAUCACACCCUACGCGCAGAGUGCAUCACCACCACAGUUCCCGCGCCAUCCUUACGAGGUCGCAUACGCACCCGAGACGCCUCAAGGACUGGGACGUACGAUGUCUCGUACUGAGUACCGCAUUCGGAUGACCGGCGGACAUGGAUUGGCCUACAAGCCCUUGGAUUUCUCGCGGUCGAAGAGUCACAAGCAUCUAGACAAAGAAAAAGACAAGGGCAAGAGUCGUUUUGCCAUGAGUGGAUAA
Penicillium cataractarum is the source of this 3999-nucleotide messenger RNA. RefSeq lists its product as uncharacterized. Gene Ontology annotation, biological process: mRNA export from nucleus. Bases 1 to 3999 code for a protein of 1332 amino acids. The transcript has 4 exons. NCBI's taxonomy places the organism in Eukaryota, Fungi, Ascomycota, Eurotiomycetes, Eurotiales, Aspergillaceae. The record is from RefSeq and is a predicted model, not a curated record. Gene Ontology annotation, cellular component: nucleus; transcription export complex 2; cytoplasm.